GGCGCUUGAGAUUAAUAUAAUAUCAAAUAUUCUACAAUUGUCGCAUGGAUGAUUAAAUCUCACAAUUAUUAUAUACAAGUGCAAGAACUUUCUUUUUUGCUGUCCCUCAAAUUCAUACUUUCUAUAAUAAUGGAUAUUGAUGAAUUUCUCAACGAUUCUUUCGAGGACGCAUUGCGACCUCGAGAUUCCAAUACACCCGAAGCAGACCUACAGGCUUUAACAAGAGCUUGGAUUAAUGAGCGUGGAGCUCCAGAGAUUCUACCAUGGCCUCCCAAUAACCUUGUCGAACGAGUGACGGAACGAAUCAAAAAGCAAAUCGAGAAGGUAGAGGAAUUAACCGGAGACAUGGAUCCGAAGACCAAUUUUGGUCUUAUAUGUUUACAGACGGAGUUGGAGAGGUGGAAGUAUUUAAUCAGAGGAUUGGUCAGAGCUAGGAUCGCAAAGAUUGAUGCGCAUACUUUACACUAUCUGAGUAACGAAGACCUCCGGUCCAGAUUAUCGGAGACCGAAAUUGCGUAUGCCACACGACAUCAACAAUUACUCCAUACCCAUUACUUGUCGAGUUUUUUGGGAAGUUUUCCGAGCACGUUGCAGAAUUUGAACGAUCAAGCCGGAGGUAUUUCGAUGAUCAGUGGACCGGAUGAAGAUACAGCGGUAUUUGCAAGAGGCACAGGAAGUUACGAAGAAUUUAGUGGUGAUGGUGGUAGCAUAUCUGUUUUGGGAAGAGGGAGAGAUGGUGAUGAUAUCAAAGAUGUUGAUAGAGGGGAAGUUGUGAUUGCGAGAUGGUCGGAUAUUAAAGAGCAUGUUGAGAGGGGAGAAAUGGAAUUGGUCUGAAUGAAAGCGCACUCGGAACAAAACACCACCCCACGAUGUGGUUUUCGCCAUCAUCAAUGAUGAUAAACGAUAAUGCUGCCAAUAAUGGCGCUUGUGGUGCGAUCCACCCGCUCGAGUCUCCUCUUGUUUGGCGACUCUACUUGUGUCGCCGAGAAAUGUUUUCUGUCGAACAAUAUCACGACUAGGGGCCUCAUUGAAAUUUACAUCUAUCGCGCAUUGUCGCACUUUGUGGAAAGGUAAUAGUGUAUUAGCUGGAUAUCCAUAAUUUUGUACAAGAAGAUACAAAAGGACAUGGGGAAAAUGCGAGGAAGAAAGAAAUUUGGCACCUUUCCCAAAAUCACCUCACUCGGCAAAUGUGCAGCCCCAUCUGGAGGGGUUUCCAGAGAACCUACUCGAUCUAGAGUAGAAUUAUUUGAAUUGAUUCUUGAUUCUGAGGUAGGCAAUAAAAGCCGAUUCCUGGGUAUAGAGACUUCAAUAAAAAAUUGAAGUACUCGACAAUGAGAGCUCUGGUUCA
This is a messenger RNA of Botrytis cinerea B05.10, 1348 nucleotides long. RefSeq lists its product as hypothetical. The record is from RefSeq and is a predicted model, not a curated record. The coding region runs from base 49 to 834 and encodes 261 amino acids. Gene Ontology annotation, biological process: double-strand break repair via break-induced replication; DNA-templated DNA replication. The transcript has 3 exons. NCBI's taxonomy places the organism in Eukaryota, Fungi, Ascomycota, Leotiomycetes, Helotiales, Sclerotiniaceae. Gene Ontology annotation, cellular component: GINS complex.